Elephantulus edwardii (Cape elephant shrew) is the source of this 813-nucleotide messenger RNA. It is a transcript of the gene EIF4E1B, whose product is annotated as eukaryotic translation initiation factor 4E family member 1B. The record is from RefSeq and is a predicted model, not a curated record. Lineage: Eukaryota; Metazoa; Chordata; Mammalia; Macroscelidea; Macroscelididae. Bases 1 to 813 code for a protein of 270 amino acids. Gene Ontology annotation, cellular component: cytoplasm; eukaryotic translation initiation factor 4F complex. Gene Ontology annotation, biological process: translational initiation. Gene Ontology annotation, molecular function: translation initiation factor activity; RNA 7-methylguanosine cap binding. The transcript has 7 exons.
AUGGCUGCUACUAGCCCUGCAAGACAUGUCGGGAGCGGAAUCCCAAAGUGGGAGAAAGGCGAAAAAGAAGAGGUGAAAGAAUGGGAAGAGAAGUGGGGAAAGGUGGUGAAAGAGAAGGAUGGGAAGGAGGCAGAGAAGAUGGAAAAAGAGGAGAGAGUGGAGGAGCUGGAGGCAGCAGCGGCGAUGCUGAUGAAAGAGAAGAUGGUGCUGUACUCCUCCCAGGAUCUGCUGCCUCUGAGAAAGGACGAGGGGCCUGUGGAGGUGGAGCUGGAGCUGCACCAGCUGCAGAACAGGUGGGCUCUGUGGUUCUUCAAGAAUGACAGCAGCCGGGCCUGGCAGGACAACCUGCAUCUGGUCACCAAGGUGGACACCGUGGAAGACUUCUGGGCGAUGUACAGCCACAUCCAGCUGGCCAGUAAGCUCUCUUCUGGCUGCGACUACGCCCUGUUCAAGGAUGGCAUCCGGCCCAUGUGGGAAGACAGCAGGAAUAAGUGGGGUGGCCGCUGGCUGGUCAGCCUUGCCAAACACCAGCGCCACAGCAAGCUUGACCGCCUCUGGUUGGAGACACUGCUGUGUCUAAUUGGAGAGAGCUUUGAGGACCACAGCCGGGAGGUGUGUGGGGCUGUCGUCAAUAUCCGCACCAAAGGAGACAAGAUCUCAGUGUGGACACAGGAGGCAGAGAACCAGGCCAGCGUGCUGCAUAUUGGGCGUGUAUACAAAGAACACCUGGGCCUCUCGACAAAAGCCAUUAUCGGUUACCAGGCCCACGCAGACACAGCCACCAAGAGCAUCAGGAACAAGUUUGUGGUGUGA